AUGUUCCGCAACAGAAACAACUCCCAGAAGCCAAACACCGAACUCAUUCAGAAAUUCCAAAGAAUGUUCUCUGAUGUGAUCCCCGGGGCCGCACAAUCGCAACGACGAAAUGGCUCCAUCGGAGAGGCAGCGAGGCCUUUGCCCGAAAAUGACAUGAAAACAAUCGAUACGCAAGAACUUCCUCGCGUGAACCCGUUCUCUCCUCUCGUCGAUCCGAAUGCCCUUUCUAUGUUGUCUUUUGCCCACCAACCGAACGGCAUCUUGACUCCCAACCUUGGCGGCUUCAAUCCCGCGUUCCAUAGUCAACAUGCCGGCGAUUUGCAUACUCCCACCAUGGGAUUGGAUAUGAUCAAUUCGCUCUCGCAGCUAGGCCCCAUGGAUCAAGACGCGACAGGCAUGGGUCUCAACCAAUAUGGUCAAUCUCUCUUCUCAAACACGAAUCCAUUCCAAAACCAGCAGCCCUUCGCCCAGCAACCGGCAUUUGCCCCGCCAAGUGUACUCGUACAUCGCGAUUCGGGAUACGACGCUGCCAUGGAUGAAUCCAUCGAGAACUCCUCGCUCAAUGACUUUGAUAUGCAGGCCGAUCCAUCAGUGAAAUCAACGCAGAUGUCAGAGCAACCCAACAUGCUUGCAGAUCAGAAAUUCCGGUACAAUGUGUCGUUGCGCGCUCCGACUGCCAUGAUCAAAAGCCCGGGGGAUAUCCCGAUCACAUAUCUGAACAAAGGCCAAGCGUAUGCGCUUUCCAUAGUCGAUUCAAAACCGCCUGCCAUGAGCACGAAGCUGGUCCAAUACAGAACGUUCGUCCGAGUGUCGUUCCAAGAGGAGGAGCAACGGGCAAAACCGGCUGCAUGCUGGCAAUUAUGGAAGGAGGGCAGAGGUUUGAGCGAGGCGCAUCAGCGCGGCGGCAAGCUUCAAGCUGUCGAGUACGUCGAUCCGUUCCAGGGUGGAGACGAGGACCGGAAGGGUCGCCAGGUUCAAAUCGAGAACACUUCAUUCGAUGGUUUCUGCGUCACAUGGACCGCGAACCCCGCCACAGGGACAUCGGAUUGUACCAUUCCCGUCCGGUUCAACUUCCUCUCCACGGAUUUCAGUCAUUCAAAGGGUGUCAAGGGCAUUCCUGUUCGGCUGUGCGCGAAGACACAAUUGGUAUCUGACGAUGGAGCCGGUUCGGAGCACGAAGUGAGCUACUGCCAAGUUAAGCUUUUCCGUGAUCACGGUGCCGAACGCAAGCUGUCGAACGAUGUGGCCCAUGUGAAGAAGACAAUCGAAAAGCUCCGCCAGCAGAUUACCCAAGCAGAGAUGGGCGCCGGCAACAAUGGGAAACGGAAGCGCACCAACGCCUCUGUCGCUAUCAAUGGCGGAGAUUUUCGCCCUCCAAAAAUCACGAAACACAGACGAACAUGGUCGAUGGAUUCGCGGGACGGUACAGAGAGGGUAUCAUUGGAGGACGAUUUGCAUGCCAAGCUGGCGGCGAUGCAGGAGAUGUUCACCUCUACCCGCCCUGUCAGCAACCUUAAUCUGCAAGGAGAGGAACAGGACGACCCGGAUCUGUUCCCGGUCCAACUUCCAGGUGGCACUCCUCUUUCCGGCAAGAAGUCGGAACUCACCCUUCGGGGAACCCGGUCGAGUAUCGAUGGAGUGCUAUCGCCCGCGGCGAGUAACCUAUCACACUCUCCACGCAACGCUUGGAACCCAAUUCCUGGACAGUUCCAGUAUGAUUCGGGAUACCAAGGCUCGAUGGGUAGCUCCCGGGGUAGCUCUAUCCCUACCUCUGAGAUUUCGUUGUCCCGACCUGUCAAGGUUCAAAGGAUCUCGGCAGAUCCUAAUGUUUCGACUGGUUACAUUGAAGCAGUGGACAUCGACCCAACCUACCGACCGCCAGCAGAGCAUCCACCCAAACCAAUUGCAUGUUUCUAUCUGCGUUUCCCACGCAAUGAAACACAGAAGGACGACUUUUAUCGUGCUGUGUAUCUGAGCGAGCGGACAGUCAGUGAUCUGAUGGAGAAAAUCUCGCACAAGCAGCUUCUUGAUCCGAGUCGCGUUGUGCGCGUCCUCCAUGUUAAAGAAAACGGCCUGAAGAUCAUGGUGGAUGACGACGUCGUCCGUGAACUCCCGGAUGGUCAAGAUAUGGAUGUCGAAAUUUCCGAGACUUCCGACGCAUUAGAAGGCAGUGAACAGCCCCCGGUCGAGUUGAAGCUGAGCUAUUAA
This is a messenger RNA of Aspergillus chevalieri, 2208 nucleotides long. RefSeq names its product grainyhead-like protein. Gene Ontology annotation, biological process: regulation of transcription by RNA polymerase II. The transcript has 5 exons. The record is from RefSeq and is a predicted model, not a curated record. Gene Ontology annotation, molecular function: DNA-binding transcription activator activity, RNA polymerase II-specific; RNA polymerase II cis-regulatory region sequence-specific DNA binding. NCBI's taxonomy places the organism in Eukaryota, Fungi, Ascomycota, Eurotiomycetes, Eurotiales, Aspergillaceae. The coding region runs from base 1 to 2208 and encodes 735 amino acids. Gene Ontology annotation, cellular component: nucleus.